Xyrauchen texanus (razorback sucker) is the source of this 2086-nucleotide messenger RNA. Its product is annotated as mothers against decapentaplegic homolog 1-like. Bases 379 to 1767 code for a protein of 462 amino acids. Gene Ontology annotation, molecular function: RNA polymerase II cis-regulatory region sequence-specific DNA binding; DNA-binding transcription factor activity, RNA polymerase II-specific; I-SMAD binding. The record is from RefSeq and is a predicted model, not a curated record. Gene Ontology annotation, cellular component: heteromeric SMAD protein complex. Lineage: Eukaryota; Metazoa; Chordata; Actinopteri; Cypriniformes; Catostomidae. The transcript is spliced from 6 exons. Gene Ontology annotation, biological process: regulation of transcription by RNA polymerase II; cell differentiation; BMP signaling pathway.
UUAUAUUGAAAUCACUGUGUUCACUGAAGAAAGACAUACGGUUUUGGAAUGACAUAAGGGUAAGUAAAUGAUGACAAACUUUUCAUUUUUGUGUCAAUCAUUCCUGAAGGUUUCAAUUUAUGACUGAGCAGUCUUUCUGCCUACAGGUACACUGGUUAAUCUAUAUUUGCUGUGGAACAACACACCUUUCAGCAAUACCUCUUUUCCUGUAUCACAGUGGUAGAGUUUUUAUUAUCUUUGGAAGAGGUAGAGGAGAAGUUUCCUUGUUCCUGAGGGUUUUACCUCUCAUACUAAGCAAAAACCUUAAACUCUUGUGUGUGUGGCCGCAUCCUACAGAGUAACUGUGACAGUGCUGAGUGGGGCGCACACAGCGCCUCAAUGAACGUCACCUCGCUCUUCUCCUUCACCAGCCCAGCGGUCAAGCGACUGUUGGGCUGGAAGCAAGGCGACGAAGAGGAGAAGUGGGCGGAAAAGGCGGUGGACGCACUGGUCAAGAAGUUGAAGAAGAAGAAGGGUGCCAUGGAGGAGCUUGAGAGGGCCCUCAGCUGCCCUGGUCAGCCCAGCAGCUGCGUCACAAUCCCUCGCUCGCUGGAUGGGAGGCUCCAGGUGUCGCACCGGAAGGGGCUGCCUCAUGUCAUAUAUUGCCGCGUGUGGCGUUGGCCCGACCUGCAGUCACACCAUGAGCUUAAAGCCCUAGAGUGCUGUGAGUUCCCCUUUGGAUCAAAGCAGAAGGAUGUGUGCAUCAACCCCUACCACUACAAGAGGGUCGACAGUCCAGUACUGCCUCCAGUGCUGGUGCCACGAAACAGCGAGUUCAACGCUAAAAUCUCUAUGCUGCCACGUUUCCUUAACCCACUGCAGCAGACAGAGCCCCACAUGCCUCAAAAUGCCACCUUCCCAGAUUCUUUCCCCCAGCAGCCAGCAAACCCCCUUCACUUUACCCCAAACUCCCCAACCAACAGCUACCCUAGUUCACCCAACAGUGGCACAGGCAGUACAGCCACCUUUCCCCAUUCACCCUCCAGCUCUGAUCCAGGAAGCCCCUUUCAGAUCCCAGAGGAGCCAGUGACACAGGACUGUCCCCAGCCAAUGGACACUAACCUACUUGCUCCGAACCUGCCUCUGGAGAUCAACAACCUGCCAGAUGUUCAGCCUGUGGCCUAUGAGGAACCCAAGCACUGGUGCUCUAUUAUGUACUAUGAGCUAAAUAAUCGGGUGGGAGAAGCCUUCCAGGCCUCUUCCACAAGUGUACUGGUGGACGGCUUUACGGACCCCUCCAACAACCGCAGCCGCUUCUGCCUGGGUCUGCUGUCAAAUGUCAACCGCAACUCCACCAUUGAGAACACAAGACGCCACAUUGGAAAAGGAGUCCAUUUGUACUAUGUGGGAGGAGAGGUUUAUGCUGAAUGUUUGAGUGACAGCAGUAUCUUCGUCCAGAGCCGUAACUGCAACUACCACCACGGCUUCCACCCCACCACUGUAUGCAAGAUCCCCAGUCGCUGCAGCCUUAAGAUCUUCAACAACCAGGAGUUUGCGGAGCUCCUGGCACAGUCGGUCAAUCAUGGUUUUGAAGCCGUCUAUGAGCUCACCAAGAUGUGCACCAUACGCAUGAGCUUUGUAAAGGGUUGGGGUGCAGAGUACCAUAGACAGGAUGUGACAAGCACACCAUGCUGGAUUGAGAUUCAUCUUCACGGACCGCUGCAGUGGCUAGAUAAAGUCCUCACCCAGAUGGGCUCCCCUCAAUACCCCAUUUCAUCUGUGUCCUAAACAGAGCUGUUCAUAAAGCAAUGGUUGGCAGAACCCUCUCAAUCAGGGUUCCCAUGGAGCAUUUGAUUGGUUAAAGGGAGAGAGGGGUGGGUGGGGUUUGUAUUUUACUUGAAGACGGUUAAAUUGGGGGCAUACAAUUUGGCUGAAGAGUCCUCAGCUCUCAACCUGAAAGAAUCUGGAAAAUACUUGACAACUUUGUUUGGUCAAGCAUGUUAAAUGAUGAGGCCAUCAAACGUGUAGCAAGUAUCCUCCUUGUGAAAGAAAUUGGGCUUUUAGCUGUUUGUUUUCUUUGUUUAUUGCAUUUCUCCUCCUUUUUCAA